Protobothrops mucrosquamatus (brown spotted pit viper) is the source of this 1715-nucleotide messenger RNA. Its product is annotated as valine--tRNA ligase. The transcript has 13 exons. Gene Ontology annotation, biological process: valyl-tRNA aminoacylation. Gene Ontology annotation, molecular function: aminoacyl-tRNA deacylase activity; valine-tRNA ligase activity; ATP binding. The record is from RefSeq and is a predicted model, not a curated record. Gene Ontology annotation, cellular component: cytosol. NCBI's taxonomy places the organism in Eukaryota, Metazoa, Chordata, Lepidosauria, Squamata, Viperidae. The annotation marks the transcript as partial.
CAGCCGGCUGGAGUGGCAGGUCUCUCUGUCCUCUCAUCAUGCCUACCCUCUACAUCUGCCCCCAUCCUGACAACUUCCAGAACGUCCGUGUGUUGGUCGCAGCCCGUUAUGGCCGGCAGGAGCUCACGGUGGUUGAACUUCCUCCCAAUGCCGAAUUCAAGAAUCGUUUUUUCUCUCUGCCCAAACUCCCAGCUCUGGAAACCAGAGCGGGGGUUUAUGUAUCGGGGCCUGUAGCUGUUUCUUACCUGCUGUCUCCAGAUGUUAUGAGAGGGCACACUCCCGAAGCAAGAGCCUUGGUGCGGCAGUGGAUCAGCUACGCUGACAUGGAAAUCGCUCCCGCAGCCUGUGCUGUCGCUUUCUCUUCACUGAGGGUUUCCAAGCAAAAUAAACAGGGGCUGGAUCGUGCUGUAGCAGAACUGCAGCAUCUCCUUGGGGUGCUGGACAGUCACCUGAAGCUUCGGACGUACCUGGUGGGGGAAACCAUGACCUUGGCCGAUGUGACCGCUGCUUGUUCUCUUUUGUUGCCGUAUAAAUAUGUCCUCAACCAAACCCUUCGCACUUAUUUUAUCAAUCUUACUCGAUGGUUCCUGACGUGUAUCAACCAACCAGAAUUCCAGGCUGUCUUGGGCCCAGUGAGGUUGUGUGAAGAGGCCCCAGGAGGAGGUGUUCUAGAACUGGACUUUAAAGUUUCCUCUGAAGCUGAGUUGCUGGAGAAGAAGCAGAUACAGGAGCCCCCUCCCAAAAGCGAGUCACAGCUGAAGAAGGAGGCCAAAAAGAAAGAAAAAAUGGACAAGUUUCUUCAGAAGAAGGAAAAGAGUCUGCAGCAACAGGGAGAGAAGAAGCCAAAAGCUGAGAAGAAAGACAAGAAGGAUCUCGGGAUCAUCACCUAUGAUGUCCCUACCAAACAAGGGGAGAAAAAAGAUGUGACAGGUCCAAUGCCUGACUCUUACAGCCCACAAUAUGUCGAAGCAGCUUGGUACUCAUGGUGGGAGAGCCAGGGUUUCUUUAAACCAGAGUAUGGCCGUCACAGCAUCUCUGAGCCAAACCCCAAAGGCAUCUUCAUGAUGUGUAUUCCUCCACCCAAUGUUACCGGAUCGCUACAUCUUGGCCAUGCCCUCACCAACUCCAUCCAGGACUCUCUGACAAGAUGGCACAGAAUGAAGGGGGAGACCACCUUGUGGAAUCCUGGCUGCGACCACGCGGGCAUUGCCACCCAGGUGGUGGUGGAGAAAAGGCUUUGGAAGGAGCAAGGGAAAACACGGCAUGACCUCGGCCGUGAGCCGUUCAUCGAGGAAGUCUGGAAAUGGAAAAAUGAGAAAGGGGAUCGGAUCUACCAUCAGCUGAAGAAACUGGGUUCCUCCAUGGACUGGGACAGAGCUUGUUUCACUAUGGACCCUAAACUCUCCUAUGCUGUCCAAGAAGCCUUUAUCCAAUUGCACGAGAAAGGGAUCAUCUAUCGAAGCAAACGUCUGGUCAAUUGGUCCUGCACUCUCAACUCGGCCAUUUCUGACAUAGAGGUGGACAAGAAGGAAUUAACAGGCCGGACCCUCUUGCCUGUCCCGGGCUACAAAGAGAAGGUUGAGUUUGGGGUGCUGGUCUCCUUCGCUUACAAGAUGGAGGACUCAGAUGAGGAAGUGGUGGUGGCUACCACCCGUAUUGAGACGAUGCUGGGAGACACAGCAGUUGCAGUCCAUCCCAAGGACCCCCGAUACCAG